Molecule: messenger RNA, 2820 nt
Organism: Diaporthe amygdali
Lineage: Eukaryota; Fungi; Ascomycota; Sordariomycetes; Diaporthales; Diaporthaceae
Product: vacuolar protein sorting-associated protein 35
Exons: 4
Biological process (GO): retrograde transport, endosome to Golgi; intracellular protein transport
Cellular component (GO): retromer, cargo-selective complex; retromer complex; late endosome
Source: RefSeq, a predicted model, not a curated record
CUGCGACCGAGAGUGCGACUGCGGCGCCCGACCCUGCACCGAGACGGAACUAUUGCGCCCACCCAGUACGGCGAGGCCGCCAUAGGGUGGAUCGGUGGACGAUAUCUCGAGCAGAAGAAGCAAUCAAUCCGCAAGAUCAGAAGCCUGUCCGACGCCAUGGCUGCCCCUGCCCCGCCCGAGGAUCAGGUCCGCCUGCUCAGCGAUGCCCUCGAGGCAGUGCGCCACCAGACCGGCUUGAUGCGCAAGUGUCUGGAUAUGCCUGGCAAGCUCAUGGAUGCCCUGAAAUGCUGUUCCACCCUCGUCUCCGAGCUGCGAACAUCCAGUCUCGGCCCCAAGCAGUACUACGAGCUCUACAUGGCCGUCUUCGAUGCCCUCCGCUACCUCUCUGUCCAUCUCCGAGAAAACCACCCCGUGAACCACCUCGCCGAUCUCUAUGAACUCGUCCAGUAUGCCGGCAAUAUCGUGCCUCGGCUCUACCUCAUGAUCACCGUCGGCACUGCCUACAUGUCUAUCGAGGGGGCACCGGUCAAGGAGCUUAUGAAGGACAUGAUGGACAUGAGCAGAGGCGUCCAACAUCCCAUAAGGGGCCUGUUUCUGAGGUACUAUCUGUCCGGGCAGGCUAGGGACUACCUCCCAGCAGGGGAAGGAGAUGGCCCUGAAGGUAACCUGCAGGACUCCAUCAACUUCAUCCUCACAAACUUUGUCGAGAUGAAUAAGCUAUGGGUCCGCUUGCAACAUCAGGGUCACUCCAGGGAACGCGACAUGCGGACACAAGAGCGCAAAGAGCUCCAGCUGCUAGUCGGCAGCAACAUCGUGCGCCUGAGCCAACUGGUGGAUCUAGAAGCCUACAAGAAUGGAAUUCUCGGUCCUCUCCUGGAGCAGGUUGUACAGUGCCGUGACGUGCUCGCUCAGGAGUACCUGCUGGAAGUAAUCACACAGGUCUUUCCCGACGAGUACCACCUUCAUACUCUCGAUCAGUUCCUCGCAGCCGUGUCACGUCUGAACCCACACGUCAAUGUCAAGGCCAUCGUCAUCGGUCUGAUGGACAGGCUGUCGGACUAUGCAGAAAGGGAGGCACAAGACGAGACCACGGACGACAGGGCGAAAGUCGAACAGGACGCCUUGGUGCAACUAUUGGAAAAGGCCCAGCUUGGGUACGAGGAACCCCAGCCGGCUCGCCAAUCCCACGACAAGUCUGAGGAGCCAACCGCGGGCGAGAAUGGAGACAACCACGGAGAUGACGCUGCGUCAACAAGCGACACCCUCCCUGGAGAAUCAGAGCCUGCAGCUUCGGUAGCAGAGACUGAAGUUACGGCUGUGAACGGAGAGGAGCCAGGGUCACCAGUCAAACACCGUGGCAUCCCAGAGAAUGUUGCACUUUACGACAUCUUCUUCGGCCAGGUACAACACCUUGUUGAGGCGCAACGCCUUCCUAUUCAAGACACCAUCGCACUGCUGGUGUCGCUCACAAAUCUGGCUCUCAAUAUCUACCCCGAACGACUAGACUAUGUCGAUCAGGUUCUGGACUAUGCGAACGCGAAAGUCCACGAGCAUGCCAACAGCGCCGACCUGCACUCUCCUGUUGCCCAACAAAGUCUGCUCGCGCUUCUUCAAGCCCCGCUAAAACGAUACGUCUCCAUUUUCACCGCUUUGUCCCUCCCUUUCUACGUGCCCCUAUUCCAAUCCCAGACAUACCCUACCAGGCGUGCGGUCGCUGGCGAGGUUGCGCGGACCCUUCUUAAGAAUCAAACGCCAAUAUCCACAGCCGCGCACCUGGAAAAUGUGCUCGGAGUGCUCGCAGUCUUGAUCAAAGAAGGCUCUCAAUCUCAGGGUUACCCAGGCGUUUCGUCAGCACGAGCCCGCGCCAUGGAGACGGAUGAGACGAUGGAAGAGCAGGGCUGGCUGGCUCGGCUGGUACACCUACUUCAAGGCGAGGACAAUGACACACAGUUCAAGUUGCUGCAGAUGACUCGCAAGGCCUACGCAGAUGGCAACGAGCGCAUCCGCACCACAACACCGCCUCUCAUCACCGCAGGCAUGAAGCUGGCUCGACGAUACAAGAAACGUGAACACUACGAAGAUAACUGGUCCACUCAGUCGUCGGCCUUGUACAAGUUCAUGCAUUCCGCUCUUUCCCAACUCUAUACCCGUGUCAACGGCGCCGGUGCCUCGGAACUUGCCCUGCGCCUGUUUUGCGCUUGCGGGCAGACGGCUGACCAGACAGGCCACGAGGAGGUGGCCUAUGAAUUCUUCGCGCAGGCUUUCACUGUCUAUGAGGAGGCAGUUAGUGACUCCAAAGCACAGUUCCAGGCUGUGUGCGUGAUAUCUAGCGCCCUGCAUACCACGCGCAACUUUGGGAAGGAGAAUUACGAUACGCUUAUCACCAAGUGUGCUCAGCACGCUAGCAAGUUGCUGAGGAAGCCGGAUCAGUGCCGCGCGGUGUACUUGGCAAGCCAUUUGUGGUGGGCCACGCCGAUCCUUGGAAAUGGCGAGGAGGAUGGAAAGGACCUCUACCGUGACGGCAAACGGGUCCUAGAGUGCCUGCAACGUGCACUUCGGGUGGCCGACUCCUGUAUGGAGACGGCCACUUCCAUCGAGCUCUUUGUUGAGAUCCUGGACAGAUACGUCUACUACUUUGACCAACAUAAUGAGUCGGUCACCACAAAAUAUCUGAACGGGUUGAUCGAGCUUAUCCACUCGAACCUCGCCGGCAACCAGCAAGAUUCUGCAUCGAUCGAGAACAGCAAGAAGCAUUUUUUCCACACGCUCGAAAUCAUCAAGAGCAAGGAAUAUGAGGGAGUCGUUCUGACUCCAAAAUAA